Messenger RNA from Cariama cristata (Red-legged seriema), 1940 nucleotides. RefSeq names its product ephrin-A5-like. Gene Ontology annotation, cellular component: plasma membrane; external side of plasma membrane. Bases 1 to 747 code for a protein of 248 amino acids. The record is from RefSeq and is a predicted model, not a curated record. The transcript has 5 exons. Gene Ontology annotation, molecular function: ephrin receptor binding. Gene Ontology annotation, biological process: axon guidance; regulation of actin cytoskeleton organization; regulation of cell-cell adhesion. NCBI's taxonomy places the organism in Eukaryota, Metazoa, Chordata, Aves, Cariamiformes, Cariamidae.
AUGGUCCUGUGUAAGCCCCUAUAUUUUCUGACUAUAUUAAGAGAUUUGGGUGAAGAUCACGUGGCAGAAGCUACUCCUGGUGUUGGCAAGUCUCCUGCCCGUGCAGCUGCUCAAAAUUCAUUGCAGAAAACAAAACUGGGUGUUGAAAUUGCAGGAAUAGCAGAAAAUCUGAAAGUUGGAGUCAGAUUCCAGCGGGGCGACUACCACAUUGAUGUCUGCAUCAAUGACUACCUGGAUGUGUUCUGCCCUCACUAUGAAGACUCAGUGCCAGAAGAUAAGACCGAACGCUAUGUUCUGUACAUGGUGAACUUUGAUGGCUACAGCUCCUGCGAUCACACCUCCAAAGGGUUCAAGAGGUGGGAGUGUAAUCGGCCGCAUUCCCCGAAUGGACCAUUGAAGUUCUCGGAAAAGUUCCAGCUCUUCACGCCCUUCUCGCUAGGAUUUGAAUUCAGGCCAGGCCGGGAAUAUUUCUACAUCUCUUCUGCGAUCCCAGAUAAUGGAAGGAGAUCCUGUCUAAAGCUUAAGGUCUUUGUGCGACCAGCAAACAGCUGUAUGAAAACUAUAGGUGUUCAUGAUCGUGUUUUCGAUGUUAACGACAAAGUAGAAAAUUCAUUAGAACCAGCAGAUGAUACCGUACAUGAGUCAGCCGAGCCAUCCCGUGGUGAGAACGCGGCACAGACACCAAGGAUACCCAGCCGGCUUUUGGCAACUCUGUUGUUCCUCCUGGCAAUGCUUUUGAUAUUAUAGCACAGUAUGCUCCAGCAACCUGUCGCAGAAAAUAUCAGGGUCUUGGAACAUCAAAGAUCCACCUAACUGCUCAUCCCAAGAAAGGGACUUUAUUGUUUUUGCAGAUGUCAAAUUGUUAUUUUUCCCUUUUCUUCUCCCUUUUAGCCUGAACUCAGCAAAAAUUUGAAGGGGAUAACUAGCUUCUGCACCCAUCCCUAUCUACCCUGUGACUUUCUUAACCCCUCCAUAUAAAUAAAAGGACUCCAAAUGAAAAUGCCAAACUAUAAUAGUGACACUAGUGAUUCUUAUUUUCCUCUGCAUUCUCCUUUAAGAAGUCACCUCUAUUAGCUCACUGUGUCAUCCAUAUGUGGACAAGGAAGAAUAGUGGCAGAUGCAGUCAGUGAAGGAUAAGGAAAGUGAGUGAAAGCCUGGGAGAGUUUUUCUCUCUGAUACAAUAUUUAUGCCUUCUCGUUCAGCACUGUAAGAUGGUCAUGCAAGGCAUCGUGUCACCAUGUCAGGACUGGAGGGGAAAUAUUAAGAAUAGAUAUAAUAUAACACCAUUUCCUCCAGGAGUUUCUAAAUGAACAGGCUUCUGAAAGGGAAAGCCGAUGUUUCUUAUAGGACUGUCUUGAAACAUCUUUGACAGUAAAAUUUGUGCUCAUGAGUAGAAAUGCUGUCUUUGGUGAGAGGAAGAAGUUAGUAUUUAGGAAUGUUAGCACACAACAGGCAAGGUCAGAUUUAGGAAACUUCACUGGGGGUGUGAGUGCCUCUGUUAUUUCGUUUUAAGGGGAUAAUGCACACCGGAUUAUUUUAUUUUAAAACAAAUCACCGUGGUGCUACAAUUUUUUUCUUGAAAUGCAGAGGCACUUUUCAGAAUAAAGUGACCUUCCCCAGCGCUGACUUAGUAGUUGAUAGCCUUUGAUGCUGCUUUGGGUGUUAGUACAUGCUAAGAGAUGACAUCAGUGGCCAGAGGAAACAUAUUUGGGACACGGGAUCUCCAGUGUGCUCUUGAUUUGUCUCUCCUGCAAGUUCCUCAAUCAUGGGAAUGAACUGCAUGUAGAAGAAACCAGGACACUCUAGUAGCAUUGUUUGGUGGGGGGAAAGAAAAGAAGUGUGGAAUACGAAUUCAAGUGUUGAUUUUUUAUCUUUUCCCCUUCCAGCACAGUUUGAAGAGUAGAUGAAACGUGUUUAUCAGCCAGAGAUAAACUAGAUGG